AUGUUUGUGUGUGUUUUUCAGGUGUGUAUGAGGAGGUAUUUGAGAGAAAUUUGUGUUCUCCUGCAUCUGACAGUUUGCGUGACAGGUAUGUCAGGGAGAUGCAGUCUGUUUGGACGACACUAUGUUCACACGUUCGAUGGGGUUUUAUAUGAGUUUCCUGGAGACUGCAGCUACCUACUGGCUGGGGACUGCAACCAUCGCUCCUUCACAUUGCUGGGGGAUUUUGUCGAUGGCAAAAAAACUGGAGUCACUCUGUUUGUGGGGGACGCCUUUGAGCUGCACCUGUCUGUCGACGGACGGCUCUCACAAGGAGAAAAAAGGCUUUCUCUGCCCUAUGCAUCUCACUCUGUGUUUGUGGGUUCGGAGCUAGGCUUUUAUAAACUCUGGAGUGAGGAGUUUGGCUUCACUGUUACCAUUGAUAAUGCAGCCAACAUCGCCCUGACACUGACCAAACUCCAUGCAAACCACACCUGUGGCCUCUGUGGCAACUUCAACACUGUAACAGCUGAUGAAUAUACCGCUCAAGAAGGUUUCCUUACAGAGGACAGUUAUGACUUUGCAAAUUCAUGGGCAGUGAAGGGAGCUGAUCAGGCAUGUCGACGUGUCUCAAUUCCCAGCCAAUCCUGCAACAGCACAAAGGAGACUUCAGAGAUCCUGUCUGGCUGCAGCGUGUUGCAGACGUCUAGCGUGUUUCUGCACUGUGCACAUGUAGUUUCUCCUGAGGCGUUUCUGUUGCUGUGUCAAGAGGAGGUGUGCCACUGUGAGCAGGGGGUGGGAGAGGACUGUUACUGUCCACUCCUGCUGGAGUAUGCCCGGACAUGCCAUGCCCAUGGGAUACUUUUACAUGGCUGGCUGGAGGAGAGUCAGUGCAUUCCCAAGUGUCCAAUUGGGAUGCAGUACAGUGAAUGCACCAAGUCCUGCUCUACAACCUGUCAUAGUCUCAACAUCCAGGAGGUCUGCAAGGAAGAGUGUUCAGAUGGGUGUACAUGCCCUGUGGGGAAGGUUUUAGAUGGUAACCGCUGUGUGGAGGUAUCUCAGUGUUCCUGUGUGCACAUGGGACGACAUUUCCCACCAGGAUCCACUAUCUCCCAAGACUGCAACACCUGUGUUUGUCGUCAUGGUUCCUGGGAAUGCACCAAUGAAGGCUGCCCUGGUGAGUGCCUGGUGGUGGGCCAAUCUCACUUCAAGACCUUUGACAACAAGUUCUUCACCUUCACCGGCCACUGUCAGUAUCUGCUGGCAAGAGACUGCGCAGAUAGAGAGUUUUCAGUUAUUAUUGAGAAUGUACAGUGUGCAGAUGAUCAAGAUGCUGUGUGCACACGGUCUGUGACACUCAGCCUGCCCUCUCUGGAGGACAUGAAAGUGAAGCUGAAGCAUGGAGGGGUUGUGUCUGUCAACAACAUGGACAUCCAAACCCCAAUGCAUCAUGGUCGUCUACAUAUCCAGAGACCUGUCCAGUCUGCUGUACGUGUUAAGUUUGGGCAUGACCUUCGUCUGGACUGGGAUGGAAGGGGCCGAGUUCUACUAAAGCUGGGACCACGAUGGGCAGGGCACACCUGUGGUCUCUGUGGUAACUACAAUGGUAACCAAGGUGAUGACUUCUUGUCUGGUUCUGGACUAGUUGAGGCGGGUCCUCAGGCAUUCGGCCAGUCCUGGAUGAUCAAUGGAGACUGCGAAUCCAGCCACAAAUCUGUGACUGACCCAUGUGCUGUUAACCCCAAAAGAGUGCGUUUUGCAGAGGAGGCGUGUUUGGUGAUGAUGUCAGAGGUGUUCAGCCCGUGCCACUUUCUGGUGAAUCCGGGUCCAUUCCAGCGGUUCUGUCGUUAUGAUGUUUGUGCAUGUGCGGAUGGUGAGGAGUGCCUCUGUUCUGCUUUGGCUGCCUAUGCAGCUGCCUGUGCUGCAAAAGGAGUUCUGGUCAACUGGAGGUCUGCCUCACUCUGCGAACUGGAGUGCACCGGAGGACAGGUUUAUGAGGCCUGUGGGAGUGUGUGUGACCGGACGUGCCGUGCUCUCUCUGGAGCUGAGGCUGGCUGUGAGGGGGAGAGGGUGUGUGAGGAAGGCUGCUUUUGCCCUGCUGGAAAGUACCUGAGUGACUCUGGAGAAUGUGUGACGGCUGACCUGUGCACCUGCCUACAUGAUGGACAGAUCUACCAGCCUAGUGACGUCUACGCCGAUCAAAAAAGCAUCUGCUACUGUGAGAAUGGUUCCAUGCGCUGUAGCUCCCCUGAAGGGAGCAGGUCACUGUCUGACCUCUUUUAUGAUGAUGACCUGGCACCAUCCAGAGACCGCCGGUCAGCCCAAUGCCCUCCUCCAUUAGUUCGUGCAGAGUGUGAUGCAGAAACAAAAGGCCUGGAGUGUGCCAGAACCUGCCAGAACCUGGAUCUUCCUUGUGUCAGUCUUGCCUGCAUCCCCGGCUGCCUCUGUCCACCUGGCACAGUACGCCACCGCAGAGACUGCAUUGCACCGGAACAGUGUCCCUGUUUCCAUAACAACAAGCCAUAUGCAGCAGGACAGACCAUAUCUGUUGACUGCAACACCUGUGUGUGUGAGAACAGGAUGUGGCGCUGCACAGAGAAGGCGUGCGAUGGUACGUGCCGCACCGUGGGAGAGGGGCAUUACAUCACUUUUGAUGGCCUCAAGUAUUCCUUCCCUGGCCUCUGCCAAUAUGUCCUGGUCCAGGAUAUGUGUAACGGAGAAGAAGGGUCAUUCAGAGUGCUGGUGGAAAAUGGGGCCUGUGGAAUUGUGGGAAAUCGCUGUGCAAAAGCUAUCACAGUCUUCUACAAGGGAGGGCUAAUUUUAAUGCAACAUGGAGAGGUGAGGAUGAAGAGGCCGGUCCCACAGGGCUCACAGGUGGAGAUUGUCCGAUCUGGUCAGUUCUACACCCUACUGCUGGGGGAACACAUUUCCCUCAGUUGGGACAGGGGAACCCGCCUCCUGGUCCACAUCUCCUCCACAUACAGGAGUCGGGUGUGUGGUCUGUGUGGUAAUUUUGAUGGGAAUGUCAACAACGACUUGAUUAGCAGCAACAACCAGCUGGAAGUGGAUUCCGCCCACUUUGGGAACUCAUGGAAGGUCCUUCCAAGUUGUGCCGAUGUAACACAGAUCCCAGCUCCCUGCAGCAACAACAUUAUCAAGUUGGUAACAGUGGAGCAGUCAUGUCGGUUGCUCACUGGUCCCCUCUUUAAAGAUUGCAAUAGCCAGGUGGAUGCAGAGCCAUAUGUAGAGAUGUGUGUGGAGGCAGCAUGCUCUUGUCCAUCAGUGGGCGACUGUGCAUGUUUUUGUGAUGUCAUCGCAGCCUAUGCUCAGACUUGUUCAGAAAAGGGUGUUUCUAUCAGCUGGAGAUCCAAUGAACUUUGCCCCAUGAGCUGUGAGGAGUUGAACCCUAAAAUCCCAGGUGUGGGGGAAGAGUUAUGCCAGUGGAGGUAUAAUACUUGUGGCCCUGCCUGUCCGAUCACCUGCCAGCAUCCCGAUCCCCUCCACUGCCCACUCACAUGUGUGGAAGGUUGCCAUGCUAACUGCCCCCCAGGACAGCUAUUGGAUGAGGUGGCCAUGCAUUGUGUAGAUCCUUCUCAGUGUCAAGUUUGUAUCCAUGAGGGUGAGAGAAUCUCCCAUGGCAACAAAGUCAUUCUCAACCAUGAUGACCCCGACAACUGCAAAAUAUGUCAUUGUGACAACAACACCCUGAGCUGUGAAGUUUGUACUUCAUUGACCAUGGUCACCACUCCCACACCAACCCCUUCCUGGGCCACUUUUACAACCCUGCCUUUUACCACCUUGAUGCCUGAGGGCAUGUGUGACCGUGCCAUGGAUCUGGCCUUCUUAUUGGAUGGAUCAGCAGCCCUGAGUGAAGAUGAAUUCCUGAAAACCAAAGAGUUUAUUCUGGGAGUGAUCGAACAAUUCCGCAUGGGUUCAGCUCAUACUAGAGCCACAGUGUUGCUUUACCACUCUGGAGUCAAAACCUAUGACUUGCAGGUUCAGAAGUGGCUGUUUAAGAAGACUGUGCGUGAGCUGCAUUACACAGGAGGAGAUGCAGCCUUCUUGGAUGAGGCUGUCAAAUAUCUGAUUAUCAACAUUUAUGACAAGAACAAACGUGACAAUGCCGGCCGCGUUGCCAUCAUCUUGACUGCCAGUGACAACCCUCGCCCUGUGCGUUCAAUGGUCAAGAUGCUUCGUAAGAAAUCUGUCACCACCUUGACAGUGGCACUUGGUCCAGGGGUAGACAUGGGGCAGAUUAAUGACAUCACCAAGGCCAAUCCAGAAAACAGGGCCUAUGUGCUCAGCAGCACAGAAGAGCUGCCUGAUCGUCUGUUAGAGGUAACAGAUUACCUCUGCACCUUGGGGAUGGACCCUGAGGGGGCGAAACCUCCAAUGCCAAAGUCCACACCAGGUAAAGCUCGCCAGGGCACAACCACCACUACCCCUUCUCCUCGUCUGGAGCCCAACCCCACACAAUACCUCCCAAAUACUCCUACUUCCACCUCACCCACUGGCCUGUCUCCCAUCACCACAUCGCCAUCAUCCAUCUCUCCAGCCACAGAUGUGACAUUCAUCCUGGAAGGCUCUGAUUCAGUCGGGGAGGAAAACUUUAACAAAUCACUAAUCUUCCUGGAGGAAGUUAUCUCACAGCUGACAGAGGAAGAGGAGUUAAUUCGCAUCACUGUGAUCCAAUACUCAGUAACAGUCACUGUGGAGAUCACUCGGUGGGAGCUAAGGCAGCAAAAGACCCUGCUCCUGGAACGACUGAGGGAGAUUCGUUGGAGGGGUGGAAGUAAGACGAACACAGGAGCAGCUGUCGCUACGACCGUCCAAGAAAUGGGUACAGUCAAGCCCUCACGUGGCCCCACACCUCCUCAGCUGGUCUUCCUUGUGACGGAGAACCCGCCUACUGAUAUAGUGACACGCCCACCGUCCACAAGCACCAACACACAUGUGUAUCCCAUUGGGGUUGGAUCAAAAGUACGUGAGAUUGACUUGCUACCGUUCAGCUCCCCCCAGCGCCCGCUGAUGGUGGACGAUUACAACCAUCUGAAAACCCUUGUCCACCGUGUAAUCGGUAUCACACGAAACACUGUCAGGCCCCACUCCCCUACACUGCCACCCCUUGUCUUCCCAACAUUCUCCACCCUGCCACCCUCUGUGCCGUGUAAGAAGCCCGUGGAUGUGUUGUUCCUGUUGAAGGCUGGUGAACAGUUUGAGGACAUGAAGACAUUUGUUAAAGCUUACAUCAAUGAUGCUGACAUGGGUCUUAAUGGCACUCAGGUGAGUGUUGUUCAGUAUGGAGAGACCAACACAGCAGAGUUCACCUGGAAAGAUGAACAGAGAAAAUCACACCUCCUAAACCUGGUGGAUAGCAUACCAACCAGGGCCACCGCUGCCCCUGCACUAGGCUCUGCGCUGCGAUUUGCUGUGCAGACUGCUAUCUCACCAGUCAGUGGCGGUAGAGUGGGUGUAGCCAAGGCUGUGGUGAUGCUGGUGACUGACAAAUCAGCUGAUGACGUCCAAGAAGCAGCUAAUGAGGCACUGGCCGCAGGUGUGUCAGUGUUCCCCAUUGGGGUGGGACGGGUCUAUGACAAAAGUGAGCUUGGCAUGCUUGGUCGCCAUGGCAAUCAGGACAACACUCUGCACUUGAACAGCAUGGAUCAGUUACGGAUGUUGCUGACUCUGGACAGUGGUUACACAGAGAGAAUCUGCAGAGCUGGUCCACCAGGAGUGUGCGUUGAUGAUCAUGGAAAUGAGAGAAAGCCUGGAGAGUCAUGGCUGCUGGAGGGUGGCUGCCACUCUGUCCUGUGCCAUCCCAGUGGAGCAGUAACAGUACAGAACCACAAAGUCAGCUGUGACAGACUGGAGCCACCAGCCUGCAGAAACAACAUGCCACCUGUCAGAGUCCAGGAAACCUGUGACUGCCACUGGGAAUGCCCUUGCAUGUGUAUGGGCAGUUCGACCAAUCAUGUGGUGAGGUUUGAUGGCUUGGCACUCAGGCUGGAUGGGGAGGGUUUGUGCUCCUACACACUUCUCACUGUCACAAGAGGUGUCAGUGACGGUUCAGAGGUCAAACUCCACAGUGGACCUUGUCAAGACUCCACUAAUUACAACCAAGUCUGCAUGAAAGCCAUGGAAGUGACCCAUGGACCGCACAAACUGCUGCUGAAGGAUGAUAUGACUGCAAUGAUUGAUCAGGAAGAGCUUACACUGCCAUGGCGGUAUGCUGGCCUGGAGGUUGUGCGUUAUGGGGGAGUGAUGCUGCAGCUAAAAUCAGACCAUGGCUACGUCCUGACUUUUACUCCUCAGAGCAAUGAGUUCACCAUCACACUGCUCAGUUCCACCACCACAGGCCACACUGCUGGACUCUGCGGUGCCUGUGGGGAGGAGAAGGUUAAUGUCCUUUCUUUACGUAAUGGCAACCCGACCACCGACCAGGUAACCUUCAUUUCUGACUGGACGGUGGCUGAAGAUGGCGUUGUGUGCCUGCCAAAACGGAAGACAGUCUGUGUGUCUGGAGCAGCGAUGGGAUGUCAGGCCUUACGCUCUGAGGUGUUUGAACCUUGUCACGAGCACAUACCCGUUCAGGUGUUCCUUGCCAAGUGUGAAGAGCAGGUGUGUGAGGAGUCAGAUGUGUGUGAGCUUGUAUCUGCCUACGCACGUCUCUGUAGACAGAGAGGUGUGUGCGUGGACUGGAGGAGCCCCCACCUCUGCCCAUUAAAGUGCCCCAGCUCCAUGGAGUAUGAUGCAUGUCGGACAGGGUGUGUGGACGACUGCAGAAGCAUACAGACGUUGCCAGGCGACUGGUCUGUUGCCAGGGGUAACGAGUCAUCCUGUAUGGACACACCCACUGAGGGCUGUUUCUGUACUGGAGGAACAGUUUUGCAUCAUGGACGGUGUGUAUCCCCAGAAGCAUGCGAGCAAUGUGUCGACCAUCAUGGACACACUUAUACGUUUAUGCAGAGUUGGGUACCAGAUGAAAACCCAUGUUUGAUUUGUAUGUGUUUGGACCAACAACACAUCAACUGCACCGCCCGGCCCUGCAAUGACAUCAAAGCUCCAGUGUGUGGACCCUGUGAGGUUCUGAGGGAGAAGAGAGACUCCAAGUGCUGCCCGGAGUUUGAGUGUGUGUGUGAUCUGGUUAAUUGUUCCCUGCCUGAAGUGCCCCACUGUGAAGAUGGCCAGACUGUGGUAUUGAAAAACCCUGGAGAAUGUCAGCCUAUCCACAAGUGUGUUUGCAAAAAAGAAGAGUGUGCUCUUCAAUCUGCCCCUGCUUGUCCUGCACAUCGCCUACUAGAAGUCAAAAAGACAAAGUGCUGUGAUGUCUUUGAAUGUGUGUGCAACUGCCAGAACUCCACCCACACCUGCCCUGCUGGUUUCAUCACAUCCACCUUUACUAACGACUGUGGCUGCUCAGAGACCAGCUGCCUGCCGGACAAGGUGUGUGUGGUCGGUGGUGUGGUUCACCCCGUGGGGAGUGAAUGGGAAGAGGGCUGUAACAAGUGCAGUUGCACCCAGCUACAGGACAAAGACACCUCACUGCACGUUUCUCAGUGUACUCCGCCUGUCUGUGAUCGGACCUGCCCUCAGGGCUCAAUGUACACUCCAUCAUCAAAAGGAGAAUGCUGUGGGAAGUGCAUAUCAUCCAGCUGUGUAGAGUCAGAGGGAGAGAUGCGAGGGGACACAAUGAUGGGGGAAAAGCUCAGACAUGUGGGUGAGGUGUGGCAGUCUCCAGAUGAUAAAUGUGUAUUACAUCAGUGUGUGAGGGUGAAAGACGAGUUGUUCAUCUCUGCGUCAAAUAUGAGCUGCUCUGUCAUGAAUACUCCAUCUUGCCCACUGGGAACUGAGUUACGCUGCGAUACCCAGGACUGCUGCCCCAACUGCCACUGUGCUCCUUUGGACGCCUGUGUCCUCAACAACACUGUGAUAGGUGCAGGGGAGAGGCUGAUGGUGGAUGUAUGUACACACUGUGAGUGUAUAGUAGAGGAUGGCACGGUGAAAAAAUACAGGCUGUCCUGCAGGAGAAUCAGCUGCCCUACUUGCCCUAUGGGAUACACUCUGCAGAAGGAGGAAGAUGCAUGCUGUGGUCACUGCGUUCCCACCACCUGCGUCAUGCAAAGGCUAGACGGAAAACUGCUCAGUCUGAAGGUGAACACUACUAGUGAAGAUGGUUGCAACCUGUAUGCCUGUGGUGUAAACAAUAAGGGGGAUCUCGUCCUGCAGACCAAAGUGACCACUUGCCCUCCUUUUAACCGCCAAGAAUGCCUGGACCAGGGGGGGAAAGUCAGCCAGAUCGGAACAACCUGCUGUGAGAUGUGUACAGAGCCAGAGUGUCGGAGGACAGUGGGAACGCUUAACUCCAUCAAAGUGGACGAUUGCCAAUCCGAGCAGCAGAUAGAAUUGCACUACUGUGAGGGAAAAUGUCGCAGUAAGUCUAUUUACUCCCUGGAGAGAGCUGGCGUGGAGCAGGAGUGCGUGUGUUGUUCUGCUGUGGAGACGGAGCCUCUCAGUGUUCCUGUACUGUGUGCCAACGGCACUCGCAGCCAGCACACUGUCCUGUCUGUCACAGCAUGCGACUGUCUUUCCAAACACUGCACCUAGAAAGAGAACAGAGAUUUUAUCAAUGUACAUUAUUGCUGAAUUAUAUAUGUGUGUAUCCAAAUAAAAUGUAUCCAUAUAAAAAAUACCAUAAUUAACAAUAAAUCAAACCUGCCAGUUU
Molecule: messenger RNA, 8698 nt
Organism: Scomber scombrus (Atlantic mackerel)
Lineage: Eukaryota; Metazoa; Chordata; Actinopteri; Scombriformes; Scombridae
Gene: vwf
Product: von Willebrand factor
Exons: 52
Coding region: 1-8580 (2859 amino acids)
Biological process (GO): blood coagulation; cell-substrate adhesion
Cellular component (GO): extracellular matrix
Molecular function (GO): protein binding
Source: RefSeq, a predicted model, not a curated record